ACGGCGCCCGGCGCGGGGGGGAGGCGCUGAAUAGCUGUGGGUGAGGGCUGGCUGUCUGCAGAGGAAGAGUGUCUUGUCGCUGCUUGUGCCAUCAGUAGAAAACCACCAAACUUUAACCCAAGUGACGUGUAGAAGCACACCUCUGCCUUCUCGUAAAGAUGGAAGACAGAGAUACAUCCGAGAGCCCCGUGGACAGCCAGCAGGACGAGGACAGCCUGAGUGUAAAGACCAGUCAGUCCACAUCUCCCUUCACAUCCCAGCUCAAAGCCAUGAUCCGCAUUCGUCACAAGUACCAGGCCAUGAAGAAGAGGCGUGCAGAAAUGAACAGCCCCGUGCAGAUGGCCCACCGGUUCUCCCACCGCUCCACGGGGCCAGAGGUCUUCACUUUUGAGGAGGCAGCCACGGCCUGCACUUUAGAGACUUCCCAUCGGAGGACGAAGAGGAGGAAGCGGCAUGUGCUUUUCCCCAACGAUCGGCGCAAGUGCCUUCCUAGCAAGGACCGCAGCCGCGCCAAGCCUUUCCUGGUGCUCCUCAGUGUCAUCGUCUUCCUGCAGGUCUACAAUGCCAUCGAGAACUUGGAUGACCACGUGCUGACCUAUGACCUGGAGGGUCUGGAAAAGACACUAAAGCGGGAGGUCUUUGGCCAGCUGGAGGCCACAGAGGAGCUCCUCAGGCACCUCAAGGACUACCUGUCUACCUACGUGCACAGCAAGCCCCUAGCGCUGGCCCUGCAUGGCCCUAGCGGCGUGGGAAAGAGCCACUUGGGCCGCAUCUUGGCUCGCCACUUCCGCUCUGUAGUGGGGGAGCGCCUGGUCAUGCAGUACUUUGUGUUGCAUCACUGCCCCCAGGAGGAAGACGCCGGGGAAUGUGCGCUUCAGCUGACCGCACAGGUCACUGAGGUGGUGAAUCAGGCCGAGGAAGAAGAGAAGAUCCCGGUGUUCAUCUUCGACGAGGUGGAGUUCAUGCACCGGCCCCUGCUGGACGCCGUAUACAGCCUACUGCAGCCCGGGCAAAAUAACGAGUACCUGAACGCCAUCUACGUGCUCAUCGGCAGCCUGGGUGACUCAGAGAUCACCCGCUACGUCCUGCAGAACUCCUCCAGCGAGGCCGUGGAUGGCCAGAGGAGCACCGGGAGGCUCAUUCGGGAGCUGGUGUCCCUCCUGCGCCAUGUGCUCAAUGGGCACCACAUGCUGUGGAGGGACACAGAGCUGGUGCCCCUCACAUUGUUGGAGAAGAGGCACGUGAUGGACUGCUUCUUGGACGAGAUGACCCAAGAAGGCUUCUACCCGGACCACUCGCACAUUGAGCGCCUGGCUGGGGAGCUCUCCUAUUAUACCUCUGCGGGGCGGCGGUUCUCCCACAAUGGCUGCAAGCAGGUCGUAGCCAAGGUUAACCUUUUGUGAAGAAGAAUUUACCCUGUAUUACGGCACACCUGUGUUGUUGAGGGACUGCACUGUCAACGCACAGCACCCUAGUGUCGAUGGGGGACUAGAGGAACUGUUGGGUGUGAGGAUCAAAAAAAUACUAUGAAACUAUGAAAGUACAACAAGGAUUAAGUACCAAAGGGGAAGCUGUGUGAGGUUCCUCUGUUGGGAUAUACAGUGGACUGCAUGUUCCUGGUUGCUGAAAAGGUGUAUUGAGCACUGUGCAAAGUUCUUUUUUCUUAAUAAAGUAUGUGGGUUUUGUUUAGUAAGACACCACCCCCCACUGCGGUUUUAAAAUUCCCCAGUCAGUAAAUGCAGUAAAUGAUUAUCUGCUGAAGCUGGUUUCUGUCAUUGCAGGGCUUCUGGGUAUGUUGCUGUUAUGAUGCUGUUUGUGGGAUUUGACUGGGUUGCUGGGUUGUUGCCGUACCCCUGGAUGUUUUCGUCCCUCUGUUGCCAUGGGCCUGGGUGACUGGCAGCAUUCUGUGUUCCCGAACUCACGAACCUGUGGCACUUAGGGCUGACUGCUUUCAUUGAACUUUCUGAACCUACAGUUGCAUGAUUUGAAGUUGGACGCCCAUGGUUUCAAAAAAACAAACACCUCAUAAAUAGCUCAGCCUUCCCUGUCUGGUUGUACUAGAACAAUUUCACCAAGUCCAAAGUGCCUAAAGACAAACCUUAUCAGAUGGUGUCACGCAAAUCUAUAUUCCAGACAAAUUAUUCUGGUUGCAUGAACUUGUUGGGCUUUUAAUUAAAGAGCAAUUUAAACACCCAUCAACUAAAACCUAAAGACUAGACCUCAAACCAUAUACAGAGUCUUAAGAAUUAUUUCAUAUUAAAAUGCAAAUAAUUAUAGUUAAAAGUAUUAGGUUUGAAAUCGGUAGGGAAAAAGUAGGGAUGAAAUUCUAGUGGAGUUUUCAAAUAUACAUUUAAGUCAUAAUGUGUGACUAAGUAAAUAAUUUUCAAAAGCUUUAACAGCAAAUCUAAAGCAUCUGCCAGACCACAGGAAGUUAGAUGCAUCAGAGAUCAGCAUAUGAUUCUAGCACAGGAUACAGAAUUCUAGCUGUCAUAGUGUACAUAGAGGGUACAGGAGGUUACAAAGACUGAGUCUGCAUUCCUUUACAUAAUGAAAAGCAAGAUUUCAUCAUAAUUCAUUUGUCUGCCAGAGUACAGGUCUUCCCAGUGAAAAGAAAACAGCAUCCCUGCAGUCGAGACUCCAUAGGAUGAAAACAGUGUUACUGGCAAUGACUGGGACCUGGCUAAGAUUGUUCUAAAAGGGACACACACAUUUAAAAUUGCUGACUUAUUGCCUGUUAAACAAUUUCUGUCUAGCUUUAUAACUGAAUGUUAGUGUAAAUAUUGUGUACAUUGGUAACACCUAGCCUCAUAACUGGGUGAUUAUGAAAGCUUUGCUCAGGGGUAGAUAAGCAUUUUUAUUUCUUUAACAGAUGCUUUUAUCCAAAGUAACAUGCGAUAGGGGAUUAAGGGCCUUGGUGAAAGGCCCAAUGGUGACAUCACUUUGCCGACUACAGGAUUUGAACCUGUGGCUUUCUGAUAACAGCCACAAAGCCAACACAUUCUUUUUUAUUUAAGGCAGUGUUUCCUGGUAGGGAACUGGAAGGGAGUAAAAAUGUGAACUGUCUGAUAGGGAGCACAGAGGGCGCAAAAACAUGGACCGAUUGUCGGUGCCGGAGGACCGGAUUGGGAAACACUGAUGUAAGGAAAUGUGAUCACUUUCUACACUCCAGUCAAUACAGCUGAGGUAUACCCAUAAAUAAGCUAAAAUUUUAAAAAGCAUAAUAAACAAGCUAGUAUCUUUACUGAUAAAAUAAAAUAUCAUCAUUUCAUUUAACACAGUUGUCAUUAAUCAAAGUCUAUGGCAUAUUUUGAAAGAACUCAUCGGUGGGGAUAGUGACACAGUUAAAGACAAAUUACAUGAGUCAGUGUGGAGGGGAAAUUAACGUUGCCUCUUGAAAGCUAAAUGCACUGUCAGCUACUUACUGAUUCAGUAAGAGAGGAGGAGAAUAAUGACUGACCGAAAAACAGUCUGUUUUACCUUUCCCAGUACUGUCCCAAGACACAUCAUGAUCGAUCUUCCUCAACUGAAUGCAGGAAAGGUGAAAGAAACUGGAUCCUUUACCAAAACCCAAAUAGCUUUGUGCAGGAAGGCAUUCCCCAGACAAGGCCUAGAUGGAUUAGGCUGACAUUUCAAGAAUUUACAGGAAGUAGAAAAAAUAAAUCACCAAUCAUUCAUUCUGUUCAACACCAAAACGAAAUUGCCGCUCUAACCAAACAGAUCUAGUCUGCUACAAAGAGGAAAACAAGACUGUAUUACAUUAUUGGCCAAAACUGUGGAAACAUCCAGCAUUUUUAGUAAAUUUACUACAGAAAUAUUGGCAGUGAUGUUUAUAGACAAUCAAAGAAUGUUUACAAAUAUCAUGCACUGAAUGAUUAAAUAAGUAACUGGAAUAACUGGAAUGAGGUUCUGCACUCUAAAAACUGGACGUGUUUCGACAAUUUUAGCUUCUAGUGUAGAUAGAUACCAUCAAGCCAGCAGAAUCAGUGCUUAGUAAUGAAUCUCCUUAACAAUGAAUGGCCAGUGAAGUAGGUAUGGAACAAGUCAGCAGUACUGCUGGUGUCAAAGAGUCACAAGUCAAGGAGUCAAUGGUGAAUAUUCUGUGAAGUGACUGUGUAGGGGCAGUAUGCAGGUAGGAAUGCAUAAAUGGCUGCUUUGAGAUCUUUCAUUUUCAUUAUUAGAGCUACCUUAAGAAUUUUUGACAUUGUGAAGCUGCUUUAAUCAUAAUAAUAUCUUUAUGAGUUUCUGUCCUUCUUAGGCUAUUGCCUUGACAAUAAAACUGCCCGUAGAUUAACCAGCUUGGUGUACUUAACUGAGAUGAAAAGGCAGAAAUCACGUCUUAGAAGGUGGAAAGUGUUUAAGUGCGUGACUAAAGACAUGACAGGACGUGAGGAUGAAAGGCAGAAAUCCAAGAAGGACCACGUGUGGGCUAGCCGGCUUUUGCAGCAGUUCCCUGCUUGCGUGCAUAGCCCCAACGCAGGCUGGAUGAAUAGCAGUAGAUUAAAGUUGCAUUCCUCACAUUUUCCUCUUUGUGGUUCAUGCCUGGGGUGUCACCCCUGUUAGACCUUCUGAAGGGACGAUUAAGAUGAAUAAUGAUGUGAUCGUCAUAUGCUAAUUUCUUAAAAACAUUUUUUUAGGUUUUAUAAUGCCUGCCAUGUUAAAUGGUCAGGAAUCAAAUCCUUCGCCAACACAUUUCCAAUUUUCAAUUGUCCUUUACCUUUCAUACGGACGCAUCCUUGGGAGCAACUUUGCUACCUUAUAACAUACGACGAGCACGGGAGAUACACAUGUCAGAUAGAAAGGAGAAAACUGGAGAAGUUCAUGCUGCUGAGCGUGAUAGUGUCUUAAAUACCAGUCUAAAAACAAAUGGGUGCACCUCCCUUCCUCGAGGAGUUUCCACAAACACAAAGGGCCAGGUGCUGAAAACAAGGAGCAGACUUGUGACCUCAAGCACAAACAUGUGAGCAAACAAGCAGUAAAAUCUUCGGAGUCAGUCAGGGUUCAGCUGCACUGUGCCGCUUGCAGUGAAGUGACUCAGAUAUCAGUUCAUGCUUUAAAGUGGGUUCCUGCACUUGGGGCACCCAACCAGAAUACAUCUUAGAGUAAAUAAAACAGAGAGAAAUACUUAUUACACUCUCAGCAAGGGUAAAAAUUUGUACCUUUGCAUGUCACUGGGGCUGUACCCUCAAAGUCUGCCCAUUGUAUCUUGUACCUUUUAUGGUACAGAAAUGGACUCCGAGGAACAUUUCUAUAACACAACUUUAUGGUAUAUUAAUGAUGUUUGUACCCUUGGGAUGUUCAUCAGAGUCCAUUUCUGUACCUUAAAAUGUUUAAUUACAAAGGUACAGUCCCAGUGACAAGCAAAGAUACGAUUUUUUACCCUUUUCUCUGAGAGUGUACCUGUUUGAGCUGUUCACUGUGACCUUAGAAUUGUGACAAUCCUCUAUUGUCCUAUGAUACAAUUGAUGUUAGUAACAUACAUGUAGUCAUUAUGUAUAUAUCAAAGUGAAUAAAGCAAAGCAUUUAUAACCAAACCAUUAUUUUCACGCACAUAGGAUGAUCGGGUUGGGGAGCAUGCAUUGGUACACGUUGGUAGAUUGAUCUGAGCAAAAUCAUGUCCAAUAUCCACUGAGCCUGUUUGGUAAUACCUUCAAUCAGAGGAACUCUGACAGAUAAAAUUACUAAAUAACAUGUUUGAAAAAUACCCUCAAAUUACAGAUAAUGAGCAGACAUAUCAAUAAUGAGCUUACAGCUGCUAAAUAAAGAAGGAGCAAGCCAUGGGGCAAACGCUAAAAAAAGCUGAAGAAUGAAAGAAAAAGGCACCCUCCCUGUGAGGUGGAGCCGCUCCCUCCGUGACUAUUUAAAGAUGGGGAGACGCGAGAGGAAGACACGACAAGUUAAAAGCAGUGGAGAGGCAGACAACUGAAAGAGAGACAAGAGGCAGACGGGCAAAGAAACCAGAAGGGAGAGUGGAGAAUCAGGGGAGCACACAGCCACCUGCGCUACCUCUAAAAAGAAGCACAGAAGAAAAGAGAAGAGAAGGAGGAGGAUGCAGAACAGUCCUGAAAUGAGCACGUGCUGUUACAGAGUCCCGUUUCAGCCCCAAGGCGCUGCCUCCAACCUCAAUUCCACCUGGCCUUUGCUGCCUCGACCUCGGGGACGGCGCCACCUCAAAGUGUUGUACCCCCCCUUGGUCAGGAGGCCACUUCCACAAGAUGGAGCGAGUCCGACCAGACGAUGGCUGCUGAUUCUCAUGGCCUUGCUGUUCCUGCAGAUAUACAGUGAGGAAGUGCUGGACCUUCCUGAAGACCAGCACAUAAAUCUUGAGGAGGAAUGGAAGCCAACAGCUGGGCAGUGUGCUUUUGCAGAGGAGGCAGUUAGUAGCUCAUGGGUCUACGCUGACCAAGGAAUUGAGGAGCCUUGUUCUCAACAAAUCUGGGACAAAAGUUACAUGAGGGGAAACUGGUCUAACCACAGAAGGGGCCAGAAUUUGAGCAGGCACAACAGAUCUACAAUGCAGAAGGUCCUGAGGUCUACAGUGAAGAAGUACCACAGAGUCUGUAUGUGAUAUCGCUGCCAGUCGAUGCCCAUCAAGAAGCCCCUUCUAAAAGCUAACCUAGCUACCUCUGAAGGGGAAACGGACGUUAGGGUGGAAGAGGAGGACCCUGGACAAAAAAACACAUCUAGCUGUGAAGUAAGAGGAAGAGUUCGUGUAAACACACAACUUCCGCAGCCAGGGACUGCAGCAGCUGCUCUGAAGCGAGGUUUGGUGCUGUAACCGGAGCACCAGCAAUGUGAUUGGUUGACGUGGGCCACGAAAAUACUGGGGCCGGGCCACUCAGAAUGAGUCAGCUGUGAAAGUGAGAGAGAGUGAGCAAAUGUCUGAUGCUGCACUGGGUAUGCGUCUGACUAUGCAUGCCUCAGAUUCUCCGUGAGAAUACAUCUCCCGUGUACUCCUCUGCCUACGUGUGUGCAUGCGUGUGUGCUCAGCUCACCCGAGCCUUAAGCAUUACUUUGAGAAAAUGUGACAUUGUUUUAAAAAAUGCUACCAAAGCGCUGUGUUUAAAGCGGACGGGCUAUGGCGCGGCCACUGACAGCUCGCGUUCAUUAUGCGUUCCUGUCUGGUGCUUUAAACCCCUCAACCUUGGAUGGAGUUUUUUCAGUUACGUCUCAACCACAUUAGAGGUGGCUACUUUGAAAUGUAUGAUGCAAAAUCGAUAUUUUGGCUUCAAAAAAAUACAUGUAUUUUUAUGUUGUUGCAUAAAAUAUUAAACCAGCUCAAAAAGAAACCUACAUGUUAUUUUAAAAACACUGAAUAAUGUCUGAUAUUUAUGUAUUUAUGUCUGAUUAUAAAUACUGGAUUUGAUACAAACUAUUUGUACAGCUAGACAAAACAUGGAUGUAUCAUAUAAAUAAGUAAGUAAAACUGUAAAA
Brienomyrus brachyistius is the source of this 7431-nucleotide messenger RNA. RefSeq names its product torsin family 4, member Ab (gene tor4ab). Gene Ontology annotation, cellular component: endoplasmic reticulum lumen; nuclear envelope. The transcript is spliced from 2 exons. Bases 159 to 1403 code for a protein of 414 amino acids. The record is from RefSeq and is a predicted model, not a curated record. NCBI's taxonomy places the organism in Eukaryota, Metazoa, Chordata, Actinopteri, Osteoglossiformes, Mormyridae. Gene Ontology annotation, molecular function: ATP binding; ATP hydrolysis activity.